Molecule: messenger RNA, 2256 nt
Organism: Planococcus citri (citrus mealybug)
Lineage: Eukaryota; Metazoa; Arthropoda; Insecta; Hemiptera; Pseudococcidae
Product: vesicular glutamate transporter 3-like
Exons: 9
Coding region: 822-2231 (469 amino acids)
Biological process (GO): transmembrane transport; monoatomic anion transport
Cellular component (GO): membrane
Molecular function (GO): transmembrane transporter activity
Source: RefSeq, a predicted model, not a curated record
AAUCUCCGACCCCCCCCUUACCACUUCUUGGUCGAAUUGGCGUGGAAUGCCCUAGGACAUAGUUGUUAACAAUUUGUUGUCGUCUAGCCUAAAUUUUGUAAAUAUACAAUAAGUAUUUUAAAAAAAAAUUUCCAACAUGCAUUUGCACUGAUCUCUUCUUCCUUCCUUCAAACCGCAAAGAUGAUCGCAGACAUCUUCGAUUUGCGUCAUUCGUGAACUUUUGAUGAGCUACACUUGCAUUCAAAUUUUAAAAAUAAACAAAGACGUCCAACAGCGCUACUUUUGAUCGACUUGUCAUAAAACAGUAGUCAUAAAUAUUCCUGUAAGUAUGUCAAUGUACAUAUAUGUAUCAUUAGUACAACCAAGCUAUAAGUUUUUUUUCGCGAUUCAAUCGAACGAAAGACAGUAUAUAAGAAAGAGAGAAAACACACGAAGCCAACGCCUAUAGAGCUAGUCUACGAGUAGAUAAUUAAGCCGUCAAAACAAGUAAUUAUUUCUCGAGUGACUAUGAAUCGGGAGUGAGUACCUAAUUGGUGUUUUAUAACUUUUCAAUUAUUUAGUUAGUUAGAUAAACGUACUCGACUACUCGUGUAUAACACUAUCGCGAACCCCUCUCGUCAUAGCACCAAGUUAUAUGUAUCGUUGGGGAUAACGUUAAACGCUUACAUCGAUACAAUCGAUCCAUUGUGUAUGUUCGGGCCAGUUGAUCGAGUGUUUGAAAAAAAAGAAAAAAAAUUUUAUAAUAAAGUUAUUGUGAACCUUCAACCUACAGAUAUAAAGGUACGGUUAUUUGACAAAAUACUUAAAUUUUUUCUCUCAAAAUGGACGAGACGGUUUAUUCGUACGAAUACGGUCGCGAAAAUGAAGCUAGAUUUUGGUUUUCGAAACGUUUCUUCGUAGCUGUGAUGAUGUUUUUCGGUACUAUAAAUACAUUCGCAUUGAGCGCGAAUUUAAAUAUUGCUAUCGUAGAAAUGACCAGUCCUAAAACAACGACUUUACAUAAUGAGACAAUCGUUCACGCCCCAGAAUUCGACUGGGAUUCUCGAACCAAAGGUCUCAUCUUGGGAGCAUUUUCCUACGGCAUCGCCGCAUCUAUAUUUGGGGGCUACUUGGCGAUGAAAUUUGGAGGAUCGACCAUCAUAGGCGCAGGAGUAGCUAUCACCGCCAUAAUAACGAUUUUCAAUCCGUCCAUUAUUCGGUACAGUUUCCAUUUGUUUUUGAUAGCUCGAGCCAUCGAAGGUGUAGUCGAGGGAUUCGCUAUCGUUAGCUUCACCGAACUGUGGACUCAAUGGGCUCCGGUGCAAGAUAGAUCUAGACUGAUGGCCAUUGGAUUUAGUGGAAUGUAUGCGGGGACAGCGAUCGCGUAUCCGGUGUGCGGAUUCAUUAUGCACGAGUACGGAUGGCCUGCUGCUUUUUAUUUAACUGGUGGAUCAGCACUCAUAUGGUCAAUCCUAUGGAUCCUUCUGAUACCAAACAGUCCAUCAUCAGAUAAAUGUAUUUCUCAAAAAGAGCUCAAAUACAUCAUUAAUAAUCAAAUAUCGAGGGAGCCGCCAAAAAAUGUAUGGCGGCUUUGUAUGAGCAUGCUGAGAUCCAAAUGUGUCCUAGCACUUUGCACGACCAAAUUCACAUAUGGUGUUGGCUUUUCCAUCGUUGUCACGUGUUUUCCCAUGUACAUUAAAGACAUGACUAAUGCAGAGAUCCACAAAGUUGGUAUAUUUUCUUCACUUCCAAAUAUAAUCAGCGCAUUUACAGUUCCAAUUGUAGGAUACAUAGCUGAUUACCUUCAUAAUAAAAACAUUCUAAAUAUUACGCAGAUCCACAAGCUAUUCAUGUGUGGCGCUUUCGUACUCGGAGCUGUGCUGUUAUUCAUUAUAAGCUCAAUUUCAGCGAAUUUUAUAGCCUCUAUGAUAUGUUUCAUGUUAUUUAAAAUAGCCCUAUCGACCAACUACGUUAUCUCGCAAUUAUGUUGCGUAUCGAUUGCUCCGAAAUGUUCCAGUGUGGUUUUUGGAUUCCUAACUAUUUUUUAUACGCUUAGUUCGAUCGCUAGUCCAAUGCUGAUUGGUUUAGUGGUCACAAAUCAUAGUGAGGCUCAAUGGAACACUUGUUUUACUCUGAGUGCUGCGUUACUUCUGAUAGGAGCGAUUACCUAUUUAUUAUUUGGCUCCAGUGAUCCUCAACCUUGGUCUUACUCUGCUGUUCCAGUGCAUUUGAGUCGUAAUGAGAUACAUUGAAAUAAAAGCUUUAAUUUAUUUUGUA